This is a messenger RNA of Aegilops tauschii subsp. strangulata, 6891 nucleotides long. The record is from RefSeq and is a predicted model, not a curated record. Lineage: Eukaryota; Viridiplantae; Streptophyta; Magnoliopsida; Poales; Poaceae.
GCCGCUGCAGCCGUCCCCAAGAUACACCCUCCCCCCGAGGCAAGCGCGCAAUCCCCCGGCGGUCUGGACUGGAUCCCGCCAGCACCACCAGCCGCAACCUCGUCCGUCCGUGUCCAUCUCGGCGAGACCAAGGGCGCGCCUCGUGGCCGUCGCCCGGCGUUGCUACUCCGGCCGCCUGGCCUUCGUUCUCCAGGGCGGGACUGCGCCGGGAGCUUCAAGGAGUUCAACCCCAACAACAUCCGUGACACCUUCCGUCUCCUGCUCCAGAUGGGCAAUGUCCUCAUGUUCGGCGGCCAGGUCCCCGUCGUCAAGUAGAUGGGACGGAUGGCUGGCCAGUUUGCCAAGCGAGGUCUGAUAACUUUGAAGAGAAGGACGGGGUUAAGCUGCCCAGCUACAAGGAGACGACGUCAAUGGCGACGCGUUCGACCUGCAAGUUUGUAGCAGAGUUUUGUUGCGGUGCCUGUAGUCGUUGUCCUCUUUAAAUACCCCCUGUUGAAUUUCUUCCACAUAUCUCCUUAUCACGGCAAAGCAAGUGAUAGGUUGCUGGUUUUAUAUACUAUUAUGUUGCUAUUACUAGGGCGAUCUUUAUCCAGUGAAUCUUAUGAAAGCUUCUCCAUGAAUCGAAUUCUUGAUACUCAUUGGGGUGCCAUGACUGAUAGUGAUGUAAGUUCUUGCAUGCUGAAAAUUACUGGCAAGAGUCCUGAAGUGUACUUAAACACUAAAAUUGUUAAAAUUUGUUUGCAUUGAACUACAAUUGCAACUUUAAUAUCCAUUUACUUUGUCGAUCCUUGUGAAUGAUUCCCUGGAACUUUUCGCCGUCUCUUAUCCGGCAUUUUUCUAUCUCACUGUCUAAUGCGUUGGCGAGACUAAUUAGAUGCAUUAGUGAUUUUCUUUAGAAGCAUCACUACUAAUGUUUUGGAAGCAUGCCCACCAUGAUUUGUAAAAAUGACAUGCUGAAUGUGCUAUCUGGAUUAGUAAUGCAUCUUCUUAUUUCACCCAGAGUAAUUCUGUUUAGUUACAUCUUUGCACAUAUUUUAGUGUUUCUUGCUUUCACCGGUUGAUUUGUUUCUAUGAGUUACUAAGAGCUACUCUGUAUUUUGUUCCUAUUGAUGUACAAGUUAUACUGAUGAAACUUCGGUUAUCAAGGAUGUACCAUAUAUCUACUGAGUAAUGCUAAUAGUUUGCUCUUUGUUGUCCAAUACUUCUAAAUAUGGAUUGGUUGCUCCACUUCAUGUGACUCCGUGAGAGGUGGGAUUAGAUUUCCUGUUCAGUUUAUGUGUUUCAAGAAAGAUAUUUGGAUAAUUUGAGAUUGUCAUUUAUAUUUGGAUGUUCAUUCUUCUCCGCGGGUAUAUUCCCACAUUGAAAUGGAUUAUUGCUAUGAUUCGGUUGAUUCAGACAUAUUGUAUCUUGAAUGGCUUUCACCGCUGGGCAAAUCAAGCGAUGGAAGAUCCAUGGCACUUGUGAUGUUAUCUGCUACUCAUUUGCGGGCCUUGCAGUUGUCGUUCUCAUGGCUCUGCCAUUCGCGUUUAUGCAGGGUGAGCUCUCAUCUGUUUGUCUGUUUACUUGGUCGUUCGUAGAGAAUAUAUUUCUGGUGCUUUGUCUUGGUUGAUAGCGUAUUCUGCUCUUGCGUUCUUACUAUCAAGGAGAUGGAUAGAUAUAGAUUCUAGGCAUGUCCUUGGCCCUGCAAAGUAGUUUUUUUGCCUUCCAUGCUUUAUUGGGUACCUUGCUCUUUUCCACAGUUGGUCAGGAGACAAAUAUAGCAUCAAAUUGGGUAGCAGAAAAUAAUAUUUGUUCUUUUACAAGGAUUACAGUGUGUCCUAUCGUCAUCUGGUUUCAGAGCCUGUCAGAUUGGUUUCCAGUUUAUGCUUCUUAGGUUCUGCGGAUAACUAUGGAGCAAUGGAAAUUCUUUGCUCCACUGAUGAAUGCAUGCACAAAAGUUUUGUUCCCUCAUUUAUUUUUCUGUGCAAUUCAUGAUUUAUUGCCUGGUGGUGUGCAUUCAUGUUACCUUUUUGGAUUGUUCUUUGGUGGUUGAUACAGAUGCAAAAGAAAAUUUGAAAAGUUGGACCAAUGAUAUAGUGCUUGCUAAAAACAACAACUCUAAAUAAUUGUUGCAGGUUAUUUGUGAGGAUAGACCCAAAACUUCUUUCUACAUCUAUACCUUCAUGUUCCUUGUUAAAAGUGUCUUCAAGAAAUGCCAUCCGUUCACUUAUUUCUUUGCUCUUGGCCUUUUCUUCAUUUACAUGUACUCACUGAAACCUGACAUGGCAUGUGUAGCUGAGGAGGCGAGCCAUCAGUGUGAGUUUCAGGAAGAGAUGACAACACAAGUGAUCUUGAUUGGUAACAUGUUUGGAAUUGUUGUGCAUGCAUGGUACGAACAUGUGCAACACUAAGAAAACCAAAACAAAAGUGAGCUUGUGGUUUGCGGUGUUUUCCCUCUGAAUUUUCUCAUUAGUAUGUCCAGAAAGGCAUAUUAGUGGAAGAGCAUACAAGAAAACCUUAACAUGUUAGGAACUUUUUCAUGUACUAGAAGGUUGUUGUACAGAAAUUUUCUUCUGAAACCAUCUCAUAAUCUUAGAUUUCCCAUUAGUUGGUUGUUGGUCAGUUCUAAAACUAUCUGUACAUUUUCCCAAGGAAUUUGUUUUCUUAUAGUUCAUUGAUUAUUUUGGAUUAACUGAAUGUGAUCUUCCCAAUCUAAUAUAUGUACUUUUAGCUCUAAGGACUAGCAAGAGUUAAUGAUGCAGGUUGUGAUUGUGAAUGAAGUACCGGUUGUUGCUAAUUUCAUAUUUUUGUUUGCACAACUCAGGUGUUUGAUGCAUUUCUUCUCCUGAAAAGGGAUAAGUAUCUGAGGGAAUCUACUUGGCUUUCAGUCUAUGAAUAUUUAGAUCAAUAUAUUUUAAGGUCAUAUCGGAUCGAGUGAUAGCAGAGGGUCUCAGGCCUGAUGAAUCGAAUUUUGACGUGGGACCAGUUUUUGUGAUGUCCAGCUCAUCGUCCACUGAGGCACCGCAGAAGAUGAUCCAAGGCAAAGUUAGGCAUCUUCCUGUAGUGUGGUCAUUGCCAUGUUGGACACUGCCAUUCCUCUGUGAUGCAAUUUCAAGAAUGGAAAAGGUAGCAGAACAAGGCAGUGCUAUAGCAACUGCUGUGGAAGGGGUCGAUGGGUAAAUAGAUUUGCAGAUAGCCUUUUCCAGUUUCUCAAGGCCACCCAUGACAUAUUCUAUUCAGGCCUCUUUGAUUAACUAGCUGAUGUUAUAUUUUGGGUCCUUCAGGUUCUCAUAGAAAAUCUUUGAGAUCAUAUGUUCAAGCCUUCCUUGUUUGUCCACUAUCAUGAUUGAAAAUAGCAGGCGCCCGCUGCUCACGUCUGGCGGCGGAUGCGAUGGUUUCCUUCGACAUGAAUGACCGCAGGAAUUCUAGAUUGUCUAGGAACUGGGAUUUGGGCAAGCAGAUUGGUGAUCAACAGUAGGGAUGUGCAUAAGCCCUUUGGGGACAAGCGUGUACUGCAAGGCGUCAGCUUCAAGCAGGGAUUUUUCAAGAUAUCUUGGAGGUUGUAACGAGAGAUAUAAUGGAGGACCAACUUCCUAGCUAGAAGAGACGCAGCCAUUUGUCUUGACGAACAAGGCAUAUUUUAGCAUCGCUUUGUUGGGAGGAAAGGCAUAGAAACCAACAAGAAAAUGGCCAUGUGCUGCGAGUUGUCUUGAAGAAGAAGAAACAUUUAUCCUGCAAGGAAUCACGCCUUGUGAUUGGAAGAGGAAAGGCCUAGGAUACCAGCAAGAAACAGAGUCGAGAGAGGCGGCAAAGAUGGCGGAGGCCGUCAUCGGGGCGCUGGUGGGGAAGCUGCAGGAGCUGGCGAUGAGCGAGGCGCGGGCAAUGGUGGCGGUGAACGAAGACAUACGGAGCCUCCGGGACAAGCUCAUGUGGAUGCAGGCCUUCCUCCGCGACGUCGAGCCACGGCGGCGCCUGCAGAAUGACGAGCUCAUCAGGGUGUGGCUGCAACAGACCCGCAGCGCGGUCUUCGACUCCGAGGAUGCCGUCGACCAGUAUAUCCUCCAGGUCGACCUCUCCAGAUACCCAAGUUGGACUCGUGCUACCCUCAAGUUCUUUGCCAGCUUCACCACACAAGUGCGCGUGCGGCGCAAUCUUUCUAGCAGGAUCAAAUCAAUCAAUACAAGGCUAGAAGGCAUCAUCGCGAACAAGGACAGAUACAAAAUUGAGGAUGCAUCUGCUGUGUCAGUUGUGACCUGGAGACCAUCCGCUGACACCUUUACUAGUACCGAGAAGAUGGAUAAAAUUGUGCUACCAAUUGUGGCACGACAGACGCAGCUAGAUGAUCUGAAGAAAUAUUUAGAGGCAGGAACUGACACAACAAGACCAGAAGUGAUCUAUGUGAUAGGCAAGAGUGGUGUGGGCAAGACAAAGCUUGUGAGGAACAUGUACGAGGAGUACUGGACCAAGAAUCACUUUGAUGUGCAGGCUUGGGUGAGCUUUGCACCAAAUCUAAGUGCCUCCAACAUCCUGAAGUUGAUCAUUCAGCGUUUGAAAGAAGACAAUGUUACAUGCUCCAGAGGGGAGGCCCGUAAGAAUCUAAAGGAAGAGUUAGAAAAGGGAAAGUACUUGCUGGUUAUAGAUGGUGAAGUCAGCAGCACAGAGUGGAAAAGCAUACUAAAUGACCUUCCAGACGGCAUGGCCGGAAGCAAGGUAGUGCAAAUCACACAGACCAAACCAGAAUCAUCACCUUCGACCUUGCAGCCCAUUGAACUUGAGGAUCUCAAUGAAGAUGAGGCCACCAACCUAUUCCUAAAGACACUUUUCAUGAAGGAGAAAGGUAAAAAGUACUGGAAAGCUGUGAAGGAGGCUGUCGGAAAGAACCACUACGGAAAAGACAUCUUUGAGAUUACAGGUGGUCUGCCACUUGCAGUUGUCCUUCUAUCUGGCCUUUUAAGAACCAAGGAGUAUCCUGGAGAAUGGGAGAAAGUGUUUGACUACCUCAAGAACAAGGCCAUUCAAUGGAAGCGCCUCGACAGCGUAUUAUCCAUGUGCUUUGAUGACCUCCCACAUGAUAUGAAAUCUUGCUUCUUGUAUUUUGCCGCCUUGCCUGUGAACACACUUAUCAGGGCACGCAGCUUAGUGUGCAUGUGGAUGGCAGAGGGAUUUCUGAGACCAAAAGAUGGCAAGCAAAUGGAGAAGGUGGGCGAACAGUACUUGAAAGAGCUAAUUGCAAGGCGGCUGGUGAACCUUGCACCAAUGGAGUAUGAAGCUUCUGGAGAUGAGCGUGUGGCCGUUCAGACAAAAGUCCAUGACUUCUUGCUUCAUGAGGCGCAAGAGGCAAGCUUCGUGGAGGUCCAUGGUGGGGAUGACAUCCCUAUACUGUCCAAUGCACGCCGCCUUUCCCUCCAGAAUCAUAGGGACAAGUAUGCUGCUCUCGCCAACUAUUUGCCCAAGCUGCGGUCCAUCUUGUCAAACUUUGAAGAAGAAGUGGAGGCUAGGAAGGAAGAAGACCAGCUAGGUACCGUGGAGAAGGAAGAAGACCCGCUGGGUACCGAGGAGAAGGAAGAAGAGAAGCAAAACCAACAAGCAUGCCCUUGCUCCAUCACUCAGCCCGCGGCCGACUCCAAGGAGAUCAUACUCAUCAAGUCUGCCAUACGGCAACUCCUGCAAGGAUCUGAGUACCUUCGUGUCAUCAACCUGCAUGGCCUUGAGAUUGGAGACACCCUACCAUCUGAUAUUGGAAAUGUGGUGCACUUGCAAUACCUCGGCAUCACCUCCUGCUCUUUGAAGCAGAUACCACCAUCAAUUGGAAAGCUCACUGGCCUCCAAACACUAGAUGUCCGAGACACCGAAGUCACGACACUCCCCGAGGAGUUCUGGAAGAUUCAGAGCCUGCGACAUGUGUUUGGCUUCCUCGUCCUUCCAAGGCGAGUCGGGCGCCUAACGCAGUUGCAGACUCUGGAGAGCAUAGAGCCAGAUCAAGUUCAUGGCUGGGGUAGAAGAACCCUGGAGAAGAUGUUACACCUUCAGUCCUUGUACAUAUGGAAGCUCCCCGAAAGAAAUGCUAAUGCCUUGACUGCUGUCUGCAAACUCAAGUACCUCAUGCUCCUAAGCAUAGAAGGUGAAAGCAUUACCUCCAAUUUGUUCACUCUUUCCAACCUUCCGCGACUCCAGGAAAUGAGACUAAAGGGGGUGAUUGUGCCGCCAACACUGCCAGAGAGCAGUGGCUUCUAUCUCCCAAACUUGACAAAACUGUCUUUGGAGCAGACAAAGGUGACGAAAGAGUUCAUCAAUAAGCUAGGUAAACUUCCCUUUCUUGCCACUCUUGCCCUAAACCAUGACUCCUAUGAAGACAAAGAUCACCAUCUUGUAUUCACAAGUGGGUUCCAAAGUCUCAAGGAGUUGGUACUGGAUGUGGCGUUGAAGAAGAUCGAGAUAGGGGAGUCAGUGUUUCCUCAGCUUAUGGUUCUGGAGGUUUUCAGCUACUCAGAUGAUAUUUGUGCCGUCAUUCAUGGUAACAGAUAUAACAUUCGAAAGCUAAUCAAGGCAAAUGGUGUCCCUAUUGUGGUUGAUAUCCUAUCCUAGAUGAAGGCCCGUGCAUCAACAAGGGAAGCUGUUGGAAGUCAAUUAUGAGGUUUAUAACAUGUGCAUGCGGUGUGCCUACAGUUGGUGUAAAUUUGUAAUUUGUUGAUCGUGUGUGUGCCUCUUCCUGUCUAUGUAUAACGUUGUGUGUACGCGUGGUGAUUGUAGCUAGGCUUGUGAUGGCUCAACACUGCAACCAGCAUUUCAAUACCACCUAUAACUACGUAAUAAAGUGGCCAAAAACUGGUUGACAAUCCUGUUAAAUGUAAAUGUAUGAUUGAGGACGUUAAAUGAAAAUGGAUUAUAUAGUCUUUCACAUUUGAUCCUAAA